Messenger RNA from Anopheles stephensi (Asian malaria mosquito), 1277 nucleotides. RefSeq names its product vacuolar-sorting protein SNF8 (gene lsn). The record is from RefSeq and is a predicted model, not a curated record. The transcript is spliced from 3 exons. Gene Ontology annotation, biological process: protein transport to vacuole involved in ubiquitin-dependent protein catabolic process via the multivesicular body sorting pathway. Gene Ontology annotation, cellular component: ESCRT II complex. Lineage: Eukaryota; Metazoa; Arthropoda; Insecta; Diptera; Culicidae. The coding region runs from base 162 to 914 and encodes 250 amino acids.
GCUCUUAGCUGUCAUGAUCAGCUGUUAUUCUUUGCAAUUUCAGUAAAUAAACACGCCUGCACGGAAACUGCUAAUUUUUCUUCGAGCGUGCCGUAAAACAAAACUUAAGUAUUAUUUUACAGCCGUAAGUAAAAUACCCGCAAGUAUUACCACAAGCAAACAUGCGAAGGCGUGCCGGUGUUGGUGCCAUCCAGAAGCAGCGGCUCGAGGCCGAAAAGUACAAGGACAAGGGUACCGAGCUGCAGGACUCACAGUUCGAACAGAUGGUGAAACAGAUGGAAGCGUUGAAGGAAAACUUGGAAGAGUUCGCGUCCAAGCAUAGGAACGAGAUCAAGAAGAAUCCACAGUUCCGACGCCAGUUUCAGGAAAUGUGUGCAGCUAUCGGCGUGGAUCCGCUGGCAUCAGCCAAAGGGUUCUGGAGCGUUCUCGGUAUGGGAGAUUUCUUCUACGAGCUCAGUGUGCAGGUGGUGGAAGUUUGUCUGGCACACAAUCACGUCACAGGUGGUCUCAUGGAUUUGGACGAAUUGCGAAACCGACUAGUAGCGGCUAGGGGUAAGAGCCAAAUCCAUCAGGAAAUCACCACCGAGGACAUACUGAUGGCAGCGAAAAAACUGAAAAUAUUUGGCAAUGGCUUCUCCGUGUACUCGGUCGGGAAGAAUCGCUACAUGGUGCAGUCGAUACCCGGUGAGCUGAGCCUACAGGAAACGACGGUUUUAAGCGUGGCCACGAAUCAAGGACAAGGUUUCGUGACCGUUGCAUCGCUCAUGAAUGAUUUAGGAUGGACACAGGCAAGAGCCGAACAGGCAGUGGAGAAAACGCUUGGCGAAGGUAUGGCUUGGCUAGAUACGCAAGGUGAUGAGAAAUCCUACUGGUUUCCAAGUCUGUUCCCAGGACGUUUAACGACGAAAGCUUGAUUUCCAUACCAAAACAUAACUAGUAAAAGGGCGAAAGAUUUAAACGAUAUUUCAAAUGGCACUCUGAAAGGUCUUAUUAGUGCAGUGCUUGUGCAGAGCCACUAUCUCGUAAUCGGUUUUAAUAUUUAAAUUAAAGCAUUUUUUACAAUCCCCUUGUUUACCUAUUUUAUGAAAUUGCCCGAAAUUAUAUUUAAAUUAUAGUUUGUUGCUCUCAAAGCUGUCAUCGAAAUUUUCUUUUCGUUCACAUGAAAAAUCUCUUCGAAUCAGGGAUGAACAAGCUAUCCGAGAGCCGGUUGAUGGUGUUUUUGAAGUCACGGGCCGAUUGCCUUUUUAUUCAGUAUGAAAAUAAAUUUAAAUUUGAUA